This is a messenger RNA of Ruditapes philippinarum (Manila clam), 697 nucleotides long. RefSeq lists its product as uncharacterized. Bases 72 to 524 code for a protein of 150 amino acids. The transcript is spliced from 2 exons. The record is from RefSeq and is a predicted model, not a curated record. NCBI's taxonomy places the organism in Eukaryota, Metazoa, Mollusca, Bivalvia, Venerida, Veneridae.
CAUUCUCACAAUUAAAACUUUUGAAAACAUGUAGACGAUCCCGUCUGGGACCAUCAUUGCUGAAUGACCUUAUGACUGUGAAACUGGAAUCCCCAGAAAUUGUGGAGUUUAAUCCAGAUGAUGCCAUUGACAACUGGCUGUCUGGAUCUGUGAUGGGGAGAAGAAUGACAUACAGACGCCAGGAAAAGAAGGGAACUUCAGAAUCACAACAGUCUGUUGUUAUACAAUACGAUUCUGACACUGAAGAUGUCCAGCAGAUAUCAGGAUCACAAGAGUCUCAAAUAAGUCAAGAGUCACAUGACACAGACAGUGAUCAGGGUGUCACCGAGCCAGCUACCUUGGAGGAGGGUAUAUCUGUGCCACAGGAGGAAAUUCAUGAAGUGACAGAGUCUUACAUGCCACUUGAGAGGGACAUUAACAUUCUGUGUGACAAAGAUUCUGACCCAGAUAUUGAAGAAGAGUGUUUUGACUUUCAAGAUGAACUAUUGAACUUUGAUAAGUUAAUGGCAUUUAGCAGAGAAUAAAAAAUGAAUAUGAAAACAUGUUUUAUAAGAAAUUGCAUUUAAACUGAAAUAAAUGUGACAAGUUUCCUUCGAUUUUGUUUAAUGUCAUUCGGUCUGACAGAUUUCCUUUCGGUCUGACAGAUUUCCAUGGUUUGUCAGACCGAAUGUCUGACACUUUUUUUUAACUUUCGGGA